Hyphopichia burtonii NRRL Y-1933 is the source of this 1956-nucleotide messenger RNA. RefSeq names its product 3',5'-cyclic-nucleotide phosphodiesterase (gene PDE2). Gene Ontology annotation, biological process: signal transduction. Lineage: Eukaryota; Fungi; Ascomycota; Pichiomycetes; Serinales; Debaryomycetaceae. The record is from RefSeq and is a predicted model, not a curated record. The transcript has a single exon. The coding region runs from base 1 to 1956 and encodes 651 amino acids. Gene Ontology annotation, molecular function: 3',5'-cyclic-nucleotide phosphodiesterase activity.
AUGGCAGAGGUUCUAUGUUUAAGUUAUUCAUUAAGCACGCCUAGUACAAUACUUGGACCAAUUCUUAAUAUUCAUAAUGAACCACCAUGUUCUUAUCAACAAAAAUUUUGGGAUAAAACUCAAAUAAACAAUCCAAAUUAUCAUCCAAAUUAUUUCACUCGUUUCAAGCAAUUGAUAUCCCAUCUCUUCAUUAAAGGUAAUCAAGAACAAGAUACCAAUCAUCCAACAAUUAUUGCUAUUGAUACUCUGAAAGUUGGAGUUUCAUUAUCAUCAAAAUUAGAUUUAUUAAAAUUUGAAGAUAAAUCCCUACUAUUAAAAUAUUUUUUCAAUCAUUUAAAUGUUAUUGUGGUUGAUUUGAAAAGUUUAGAAUCAAUGGAAAUAUGUAAUCAAUUGAAUAAUUGUAUUAUUAAAAUUAAUAAAUUAAUUAAAAAUCGAAUUAAUAGAGUACAAACUUGGACUGGAGUUGGAAAUGAAAAUGUUAAUGAUCAAUUUAUAAAAGAUGAAGAAGAUUUAAGAUUUCAAAUUGAUGGAAUUAUAUCAACAAUGUCAUUUGUAUUAAAUCAUAAUUUAAAUACAAGUUUGAAAUUGAAAAAUCAAUUAAUUAAAUUAAAUUCAUUAAUUAUGUCAGAAGUUGAUUUUAAAUCAUUAUUAUCAAAAAAUUCUGAUUAUCAUUUAUCCAAAUUAUGUCAUUUAGUUGGACAUUGGAGUUUCCCAGCUCAUGAAUUAACAAAUGAUGAUUUAAUUUAUUGUGUAUUUAUAAUGAUCAAAUAUUCUUUGGAUCAAUUACAAAAUGAUUAUCCAAAAGAUUUAUAUUUACCAAAUGAAAAUGAAUUAUUAGGAUUUGUAUUUAUGGUUAGAGAUACUUAUAAAAAUGGGAAUCCAUUUCAUAAUUUCCGUCAUGCAGUUGAUGUUUUACAAGCAUGUUUCCAUUAUUUAGUUCGUCUUAAUUGUUUAGCUCCUUUUAAACAAUUAGAAAAUGAUCCAAAAUCAAAUGAAUUAUUAUAUCUUAAUGAUGAAACACCCAUUUUAAAAUCAACCAUACUUUUACCUAUAAAUGAAGCUUCUGAAGAAGAUUCUGAAGAAGGAGAAAGUAAUCAUUCAAUUUCAAGAAAAUCAAGUGCUUCAUUUCAUUCAACAACUACUUCCAAAAUUUUAACCACCACCACUACUUUAAAUAAUGAUACCGGUAAACCAUUAUCAAUUCAUGCAUCCCAAUCAAUUUCAUUUGAUUCAUCAGAAGCACAUUUAACUCCAUUACAAACUUUUGGAUUAUUGAUUGCCGCAUUAGGACACGAUGUUGGACAUCCAGGUGUAACAAAUGCUUUUAUGAUUGAAUAUGAUUCACCAACUUCAUUAUUAUAUAAUGAAAGAUCCGUUUUAGAAAGUUUCCACUCGUCAAUUUUCAUUAAUAAAAUAUUAUCAAUUAACUGGCCAGGAUUAUUAGAAGUAGAAACCGAUCCAGAAUUUAAAUUAAGUUUUAAACAAUUGAUUAUUAGUUGUAUUUUAGCAACCGAUAUGGCAGAACAUUUUGAAUAUAUUGAUAAAUUAACUACUUUUAAAUUAGAUCUGGAUCGUGCCAAUAGUAAUAAAGUUAAAUUAAUUUCAAGUUUAUUAAUCAAAUGUGCUGAUAUUUCAAAUGUUACUAGACCUUUGAGAGUCAGUUCUCAAUGGGCGGCUGUUUUAUCCAGAGAAUUUAAUGAAGUUACCAUCCUACAAAAUAAAAUUAAUAAUGAUGAUACCGAUUCUGAUGACAUUCAUUAUUCUCACGUUCCAAGUGAUUUGGACUCAAUCUUGAGUGAAAAUCCAAAUUUACAUAAAGGUCAAAUUUUCUUCAUUGACACUUUUGCUGAAAAUUUAUUCCACAAUAUCGUGGAGUUAUUACCCGAGUUGAAAUACACUUGCGAUAUAAUCCUUGAAAAUAAAGAUUAUUGGUAUAAUCGUUCCCAGAAUUCAUAA